CUGAAUAUUCUGGACAAUAUUACGGACACAAUGUGGUCAGUUAUAUAACAAACACAGAGUAAAAGACGUUUCGACAAAAAUUUAAUUGUGUUAUUAUCUUAUUGUUUAACCCAAAUUAUUGUGACUUAUAACAAUGAAAAAGGCGACUAUAAACACGUUAAUGAUUUUUAUCUUUGCGAGUCAAGUGCUACAGAUUUUCGGAAAUGUAACCGUAUUGCGCUCAUCAUUGUUAUCUAAGAACGCUACAUCAGUAAAAUUAAUAUGUGUCUCAGAAGAUGACGGCGGCGCUCUUGUGUGGAAUUACAAUUUAAUUGACAAAUUCUAUUAUUCAAAAAAUCACAAUUCGGAGUUUUAUGAUGAUUCUAACAAUAAUACAAUAAAUUGCAAAAUGAACGCAACCGAAGGCUGCUUGAAGUCAUGGACUAAAGAUAACUGGACAUUCACAAAUUCUCUUGUAACACCUAUGGGUCCAGUAUUAGAUCAAAGAUGGGAAGAAUUUGAGGAGUUGAUUUUGAGAAGUGGAUUUCUGAGAUUUAAUGGAACGCACAAAAAUAUUUAUAAUCAUGUGAUUACUAAUAUUAAUAUUACUAAAUUAACGUUUUCUUUUUCGGUUCGCACGUUCAAUAAUGUGCAUAUAUUAUUUUGUAACGAUAAAGAUAAUAACAAAGAUUCUUGUUAUUGGAUUGUAAUAGGAGAUAAUAAGAACACAAGAUCCGUUAUAAAAAAGUGUGAAACGGGAAUGCCUUUAGGCAGGGUACAGAAAAUGUACCCAAUGUAUUUGGCAAUGUAUUCGAAAUGCAAAGCACUAGACAGCUUUACGCACAAACCACUUUCUGUAAACGAAUGGCAAACAUUUGUUAUUACAUGGGAUUUUGUGAUGCAGAAGAUAACUGUUUAUGAUACUGAUAAGAUCAUUAUGACAUAUACAGACGAGGAAAAGCUUUUAUACUCAAGGAAUGAGUAUAAUCACAUAUUGAUUGGAAGCGACGCGGCGAUGUUGCUUCGAUUUCAUACAUAUAAUUUUUUGUAUACGACUGUCGAGAAUGCAAGUUUAACGAGUCCAAUUUUUCAUUUUAAUAAUGAAACAAUAUGCGUACAACUGUUAAUUGGACUCUGUGCCGAAUGUCUUGCAUAUGUAGAGUUGCGUGAUUCUGUGAACUAUAAAUUAUUGAAAACGUUUAUAGCAAAAGGCUCACCGAAAGCGUUAGGCUUAUCUAUGUGGCAGUCUGUUAAAAUUGAAACAAAUUUGACCAAUUAUAAUAAUUAUGGAGCGAUAAUCCAAUUGAUUCCUAAACUUAAUGAUAAACAUAGCUCAAAUCCGCUGUGGGCAAUAGCGAACGUUCGUCAAUGUCUCCAAAGUGGAAAUUUGAAAAGGAAUGUUAUAGAGGUUGAUCUAAAUUCGUAUACCCGAAUGAAUAUGACAUGUCAAAAAUUAUUUUAUGAUGAAUAUGCCGUUGUAAAUUCUACAUCACAUGACAAAUCGGACGUAAAUCUGGGUAAUUACUAA
Wasmannia auropunctata (little fire ant) is the source of this 1507-nucleotide messenger RNA. RefSeq lists its product as uncharacterized. NCBI's taxonomy places the organism in Eukaryota, Metazoa, Arthropoda, Insecta, Hymenoptera, Formicidae. The transcript has 7 exons. The record is from RefSeq and is a predicted model, not a curated record. Bases 134 to 1507 code for a protein of 457 amino acids.